AGAGAGAGAUGGAUGCAUCCGGAAGAAGGCAAAGCCGGGGUGAGCCGCUCCUGGCCGGGAAGCAGCGGGGCGGCGCGGGGGGAACUUUUCCUGCAGCGAUCCCAGAGUUGCAUCAUCCGGCCCCAUGGGCAGCGCUGGCAAGCCAGGGCCACCUGGAGGGGGAUGCUGAGGAGCAGAGGAUGCCCAGCAGAUAGCGCAGGGCAACGGCAGCCCAGCCGGGGGCUCCCCUGAGGACAGGAGGGACGUUGAGAGGACGCAGAAGCCCCGGCUUCCCAGCUCUCCCUCCCCAUGGAGAGGAGAUCCUCCUUGCCCCAGGAUCUCCGGGAGGUGCUGCACUGCCUGAAGAUGAGGAGCAAGUACGCCGUGCUGCUGGUGUUCGUCGUGGGUCUGGUCAUCAUCGAGAAGGAGAACAACUUCAUCUCCAGGGUGUCGGACAAGCUGAAGCAGUCCCCGCAGGCGCUGGCAGAGGCCAACGACACGGAGGCCAGCCCGAUGCCGGCUGAAAAUGGGUCCCUGGCCUCACUGCGCCAGCUGGACGCCGCCUUCUCGCAGCUGAGGAUGCGGCUGCGCAACGUCACCCUGCAGCUGGCCGGGGGGCUGGCAACAGGGGGGACGGUCCCCCCGGAGCCGCGGCGGCACAUCCUGCUGAUGGCCACCACCCGCACCGGCUCCUCCUUCGUCGGGGAGUUCUUCAACCAGCAGGGCAACAUCUUCUACCUCUUCGAGCCGCUGUGGCACAUCGAGAGGACGGUCACCUUCGAGCCAGGUGGCGCCAACGCGGUGGGGUCGGCCUUGGUGUACCGCGACGUCCUGCAGCAGCUCUUCCUCUGCGACCUCUACAUCCUGGAGAGCUUCAUCUCCCCGGCGCCCGAGGAGCACCUGACGCCCUUCAUGUUCCGGCGGGGCUCCAGCCGCUCGCUGUGCGAGGAGCCCGUCUGCACGCCGGCCGUCAAGAAGGUCUUCGAGAAGUACCACUGCAAGAACCGCCGCUGCGGCCCCCUCAACGUCACGCUGGCGGCCGAGGCGUGCCGGCGCAAGCAGCACGUGGCCCUGAAGACGGUGCGCAUCCGGCAGCUGGAGUUCCUGCAGCCGCUGGCGGAGGACCCCCGGCUGGACCUGCGCGUCAUCCAGCUGGUGCGGGACCCCCGUGCCGUGCUGGCCUCCCGCAUGGUGGCCUUCUCGGGCAAGUACGAGACCUGGAAGAAGUGGGCGGCCGAAGGGGCGGCCCCGCUGCAGGAGGAUGAGGUGCAGAGGCUGCGGGGCAACUGCGAGAGCAUCCGCCUGUCGGCCGAGCUGGGGCUGCGGCGGCCGGGCUGGCUGCGGGGCCGCUACAUGCUGGUGCGCUACGAGGACGUGGCGCGGGCGCCGCUGCGCAAGGCGGAGGAGAUGUACCGCUUCGCCGGCAUCCGCCCCACGCCCCAGGUGGAGGAGUGGAUCCGUGCCAACACGCAGGCGCCCCGCGACGGCAGCGGCAUCUACUCCACGCAGAAGAACUCCUCGGAGCAGUUCGAGAAGUGGCGCUUCAGCAUCCCCUUCAAGCUGGCGCAGGUGGUGCAGGACGCCUGCGCCCCGGCCAUGCGCCUCUUCGGCUACAAGCUGGCCGGCAGCCCCGAGGCGCUGACGAACCGCUCGCUCAGCCUGCUGGAGGAGGGACCCCCCUCCUGGGUCACGUAACGCCAGGGGGGAACCGGAGCUGGGGACCGGAGCAUCCCGGCGACGCCGAGCCCCAGGGCCGCGUCGCAUCCACACCGAUGGGUUCCUCGGGAGGGGCAGCGGGGGUGCUCCGGCAUCAGCUCCGCUCCCCGUGGAAGGGGGAAGGAUGCGACCCUGAGACAGAAAAGCUGAGCACAAGGGAUAACCCCGGGGCCAGCAGCAAAACCUGACCCGUGCACCAGCUUAAAUGGCACCAGCUCCUUUCUGUAAGGAGCCACUGAGCCGGGGAACCGGAGGACGCAGCCGGGAACCCACAGACCCCAUGCGGGGGUGACUUUCUGGGAGGUUUGUGCAGCCUGGGUGCUUGCCAAAACCACACUGCGCCCUCCAAAUGCCGCUGUUGCAGUCAGGGAGCACUCCUGGAUGGGAUUCAACAUGGAAAGCAGCGCUGCUGCCCCGUGGCCACGCGUGAUGUGGUGCCCAAAGUAGUGCCACACCAAGCACCAGCGGCACAGCGUGCCAGCACCAGCAGGGACCCGAACCCCAAAGGCCUUACUGGUUUAGUGCCUUCACACCAGCACAGACUGGGAACUGCCCGCAGAGCCCCAGCCAGCAGCAAGAUGAGGUGGCUUCUCGGGUUUGUGCUCUUCAGUGUUGGUUCAGGAGGGUGUUUGUUUGUUUUUGAGUUUGUUUUCUUCCUUUUUCUCUGUGUACCAGGGUUGCAGGGCAAAUCUAUUUAUUUAUUAUGUGAAAAAGAGGGGGAGCUACACCAGGGGUCAGAGCUAAGCCCAAAAAAUCAGACCAGCACAAUGUGCUGCAGAGAAACAGGGACACCUACAGCGGAGGCAGGGGGAUUGUGGCCCAUGGGAGAGUCCUAGGAGAGGCAAACUGGGGAUGCAGCUCCCCAAAAAACCCUGGCCACAGCAAGGCAGGGAUGCUGCCAUCAGCAAGCACCAGCCACAACCUCACACCGGGGCGAGGAUGCUCACUGGAGCCCGCUGCUUGCCCUGGAGCAGCUGAACCUCAUCACCUGCUGGAAGCUGUUUCACUUGACUUAAUUAAAAAUUUAAAAAAAAUAAUAAUACAAAGGAGCAGAUUCCAAA
Cygnus atratus (black swan) is the source of this 2756-nucleotide messenger RNA. It is a transcript of the gene CHST3, whose product is annotated as carbohydrate sulfotransferase 3. The transcript is spliced from 3 exons. Gene Ontology annotation, biological process: N-acetylglucosamine metabolic process; carbohydrate metabolic process. Gene Ontology annotation, molecular function: N-acetylglucosamine 6-O-sulfotransferase activity; chondroitin 6-sulfotransferase activity. NCBI's taxonomy places the organism in Eukaryota, Metazoa, Chordata, Aves, Anseriformes, Anatidae. Gene Ontology annotation, cellular component: Golgi membrane. The record is from RefSeq and is a predicted model, not a curated record. The coding region runs from base 289 to 1674 and encodes 461 amino acids.